Alternaria alternata is the source of this 1299-nucleotide messenger RNA. RefSeq lists its product as hypothetical. NCBI's taxonomy places the organism in Eukaryota, Fungi, Ascomycota, Dothideomycetes, Pleosporales, Pleosporaceae. The record is from RefSeq and is a predicted model, not a curated record. Bases 1 to 1299 code for a protein of 432 amino acids. The transcript has 2 exons.
AUGACUUACUGGACCAAGAUCUGGCGAUGGACUUCCAGUCCUAGCACCCUCCCACUUCGUAUGGACAAAUGGCUGCUUUCGCUACCGGCUGGAUGGAAGAUAUCAUUCGGUGUUUGGAUAAGAUACACAGUGGACAGCCCAGGAGCGCCGCCCUCUAUGGCUCUGAACGGUGAAGGGACACAAUACAAACACCCACCUAUAGAUGAGACUCAAGGAGACAUCCGUCUGCUCAAGCUUCAUCCUGGAAAUCCUGGCGACACGAUAAGCACAUCUUUGGUCACAUCGCAUCUGAGUAACGGCCCUUUCUUCGAAGCAAUAUCCUACGUCUGGGGCAACUAUAGUGAUCGAGCCCAAAUAUUAGUUGACGGCCAGCUCUACUGUAUUAGCAAGAGUUUACACGACGCUCUUCACGAUUUGAGACAUCCAGAUUCAGUAAGGACUUUCUGGGCGGACCAGGUGUGUAUCGACCAAAGUGCCGAAAGUAUGGCCGAAAGGAGUGAUCAGGUUGGGAAGAUGGGGCAAAUUUAUAAAACUGCAAGUAAUGUUGUUGUGUACCUGGGCAGAGGCACAGAACAUACCGAGACGGAUAUGCAGCACUUGCAAUCUUUUAUACAACCAUACGCCCGAGGAGAAGAAGCCCCGUGGUCCCAUAUCCCGAUACCCGAUUUAGGCCGAAGUAUCAACAAUAUCCUUACCAGUCCUUGGUUCGAACGCAUGUGGACAGUUCAGGAGGCAGUAUUAGCCAAAAAGACUACGUUACAGUGCGGCAACUACCAAGUUCAGUGGACUUGUGACCUGCGAACAUUACGAGCUUUAGUGUUCCGAAUCAAGUCAGCGGUUAUAUCACCGGUUUACCAUUUACAUGGCACUGCUAAAGUCGAUUGGACCCCUUUACUUUACAUCCUCGAAUCACAGAUGAGGCAGGCUGCGCGGAGGGAAGGCGUUGUUCUGCAGCGAAAUCUACUCGACGUAGCCUUCGACUACCGAUAUCGAAAAUGUGUUCAGCCCCGUGACAGGUACUUUGCAGUUCUUGGCAUAAUAGAGGAUGAUCGGGGAGGUUCGAUGUGUUUCGAGCCCGACUAUAGUAUAAGCGUGGAAGAAGUGCAUCGACAAUUCACCGCCGAGAUCCAGCGCAUCAGCGAGAUAGAGGAUGCUCCACUUGAAGAGUUUCGGGCUGUUGACCCAAGCUCUCUUCCUAAAUGCCUGGGGGUGGACCCAAGCCCUUUUCCACGCCUGGGGGAACCAUGGAUUGGAAGUUUUACACCAAUAUUCAUGAGUGCCAUAAACGAUACUGGUUGA